GCCAUUAACACUUACUUUUCUGGUUGUUAUUUCUUUCAAUAACUUUUUUUUUUUUACAUUGGAUAACCUUUUUUUAUGGGGGAAAACCAUUGAUUAUAAAAAUAUUUUUAUAUGCAGUCAAUGGGGAAAACCAACUCCAUGUGAAACCCCACCCCUCUUUCAAAACUAGUUGCGUCACAGGGAAUCCUCGUUUUCUAUUGGUCAACCACCUGGAUUGAAGGACCCGCCACCCACGUGACCAUCUGCCCUUUUUUUUUUGACUGCGAGACUUCGCGUUAGCAUCAUGGGGAGCUAACGUGCUGGAGCUUACAUUGGCCGCGGCGUUUUUGAUAUUUUGGAAGUCAUUUGUGACCUGUGUUAUGGUAUAUGAAGGAAGUGAACACAUUUUAAGUCAUGCGGCGAAGUAAAGUCGAAGUGGACCGUUACGUUUCCUCGGUCUUGGGCUCCUCUCCCUCUCCGAAAGAGAAGCCAGUGAAAGGAUUUUUGUUUGCUAAACUGUACCUUGAAGCAAAAGAAUAUGAACUUGCAAAAAGACAUGUUUCAGAGUAUCUUAAGGUGCAAGAGAGGGAUCCGAAAGCACAUAAAUUCCUUGGACAACUCUACGAGAGAGACGGAGAGCUCAACAAGGCUGUUGGAUGCUACAAGCGCUCCGUGGACUUGAACCCCACACAGAGGGACCUGGUCCUGAAAGUGGCCGAGUUACUUGUUGGUAAGGAGGAGUGUGACAGCAGAGCAGAGUUUUGGGUGGAUAAAGCUGCAAAACUUUUGCCCGGCAACCCAACGGUCUUCACCCUAAAGGAGCGUCUGUUGAGUCGUCAGGGCCAGCAGGGCUGGAACCAGUUGUUCGAUCUCCUCCAAGCCGAGCUCGCAGCGCGGCCAGCCGAUCCCCACGUGAACGUGAAGCUGGUGCAGCUGUUCUGCCAGGACGGACGGCUGGAUGAAGCCGUUAAACACUGCCUGGCAGCUGAAAAGAGGGGCCUGUUGCGCCGCAGCAAAGAGUGGUACACAGUUGUGCUGCACACCCUGCAGGAGUAUUUGGCUCAACCCAAUACCUCUAGUAAUGAGAAGUUGUGUCGCCGACUUCAGAAGGAAGUCCUGUUGACGCACUGCAACCUGCUGAGAAUCACGCUUUCUGAGACCAACGUACAACCGAGUCUAGAUGCAUUCAGGAGCUUUGACGGUGCCAUGCAGACGCUAAAUACCGCCGCUAGACGACAAUCCGAUGAUCUUUUGGAGAUUUUUGUGGAGAUGAGAGGUCACCUCUAUCUGCUCGCUGCCACGCUGUUGUUGAAAAUGGCUCACGAGCGCCAGCAAACCUGGAGGGCGGUCACUGAUCUGUCUGCGAUGUGCUACUUGCUGGCAUACCAGAAUCCCAGACCGAAGCCAAGAGUAAACAAACGAGAGCAGUCACCCCCCCUGCUUCUGGAGCUGCUGGCCAAUGACCGACAGAGUCAAGCUGGACACAUGCUGCUGAGUCUGACUGCAGAUCCACCUACUUUAAUCAGAGAGGUGGUUGAAGUGUUUGGAAACUUUAAGGGACAGGAGUCUCUGUUUGAGCUCCUGUGGGGUCCACAGGCCUCCAGCAGCUCCUCCUUCAUCGCCACAGACGACAUACGAUCACUCGGCGCCGUCGCUCCAGAGCUCUCACAGCUGACUAAAUAUGACACUGGCUCCAUCCUGCUGCACGGGGAAGAUUUGCAACAUCUGAGCUGGCUGGGGCUGCAGUGGACUCUCCAAGACCAAAGACCGCCUCUGAGGGACUGGCUGCAGCAGCUCUACCCCAGGCUUACUCUGGAGACUUCUAAGAUAGACACCAAUGCACCAGAGUCCAUCUGCCUUCUGGAUCUAGAGGUGUUUUUGUGUGGCGUGGUCUUCACCAGCCACUGUCAGCUGCAGGAGAAGGCAAAGCUCAGCAGUGGUAUGAAGACGCAGCAGGAGCUCCUGGAGCCUCGCUGCCUGCCUUUGUCUCUGCUCCGCCUCCUGACCACGGACAGACAGAGGGAAUGGUGGGACGCCACGUACAACCUUAUAUACAACCGAGCAGCUCCCGGCACGUCAGCUAAACUGCGAAUGAUCGUGCAGCACGGCCUCAACACUCUGAGAGCUGGAGAGAAACACGGUCUUCAGCCUGCGCUCGCCAUCCACUGGGCCCAGUAUCUCAGUCAGACGGGUGAUGGCAUGAACUCCUACUACGACCAGAAAGAAUACAUCGGCCGCAGCGUCCAUUACUGGAGAGCUGUUCUCCCCCUGCUGGAGAAAAUCAAAUCCAGAAGGAGUAUACCCGAGCCCCUCGAACCCCUCUUCAUGCACUUUUCUUCCAAAAACAUCCAGAUUCCUUCAGUUAGAAGCUAUGAGGAGGAAGCUCGGAUCGCACAUGCCAUUCUACUUGACAUUGAAGGAAGAACAGAUGAAGCAAUCACCAUCCUGGAGUGCAUCAACAACUUGUCAUCCACCUGGCAUUUAGCACAGAUCUAUCAGCGACUGUCAGAGGAGGCCACCAAUGGAGUGGAAGAGACUCAAGACCGUUGUAUAACCUCACUGAGAAAAUACAGAACGUAUCUGCUCAGGAUCUACAACGCCAAUGCAAAUGAAAUAGACAAGCUCCCUGUGUCCAUGGAGGAAGUCGUCGACCUCCUGAAUGAUGUAAACCAACAACUGGGGGAGAGUGGUGAAGAUGAGGAGGAGGAGAAGGAGUUUGAGCGUCAAAUAGGACCGGAUCACUCCAGUCCUGCUCAUCUCCAGGAAACCAGCGCCACCAUUUCGCACAUCAAGUUCUCCACUCCAUCUCCUAACAAAAACAUCGUCUCUCCUUCCAAGCGCUUGAUUUCCCCAAAGACGCCGCCUCAUUGGAUUGAAGACCAAAAAAAUCUCCUGCAAAUCUUGUGCCAGAAAGUUGAAGCUCUUACGAAUGAGGUUCAGGAUCUGAAACUCAAUGCAUCGGGGGCUGCAGGUUCUCCUCACAAGUUGUACGGAGAUAGCUACAGAGCCGAGGGCCUUCAGGAACCUUUUACCCCAGUCCAGUCUUAUCAUGGAGCCCCCCUCACAGUGGCUACCACCGGCCCCUCCCUGUUCUACAACCAGUCUCCAGCUUAUAACUCUCAGUACCUUCUGCGGCCUGCUGCGAAUGUGACCCCCACCAAGGCUCCAGUGUAUGGUGUGAACCGUCUGCCCCCUCAGCAGCAUGUGUACGGCUACCAGCAGCCCACUCACACUCCCCCCUUGCAGACGACUCCGGCGUGCAUGUACCCUCCCCAGGAGCAAGUGUUUGGGGCUCCCCUUCGGUUUGAAUCCCCAGCCACAAGCCUCUUGUCCCCUUAUAGUGAGGAGUACUUCGGCCAAAGUGUUUCCCAACAGGCCCCCAACCCCCCCCUCCCAGAACCUGGAUACUUCACCAAGCCGUCUGCGCUUCCUGUUCAGCCACCAAAGAGCUUGGAGGGGGCGUCUGUAGAUUUUGGGAAGGUCCCGCUCAGCCAGCCGACCCCUGAAGUCCCCAGAGGGCCCAGUUUUGGUGCAGCUGCUCAGUCUGCAACUCCAGCUGCUUUCAAGUUUAACUCCAACUUCAAAUCCAACGAUGGAGACUUCACCUUCUCUGCCUCCCAAGCGAAGCACAGCGAAAGUUUACUGGGAUUGUUAACAUCCGACAUCCCCACAACUAAAGACUCCGCCCCCGAGAAGCCCCCCACCCAGGAGCACCAAACCAGCAUAUUCAGCUUCGGCAACAAAACCAGCUUCUCUUUCAUUGAUCCUGUGCAGAACUCGGCAAGCGGGGGGGCUUUUGGAAAGGUGGAUCAGCCCUUUAAAUUUGGUGAGAUCUCCAAGCCACUGUUCGACAUCCCCAAGCAGGCAGAGAGCGACAAUGACAGCGCACACGCAGACGAGGAUGAAGACGGACCCCACUUUGAGCCGAUCGUUCCUCUUCCUGAUAAGGUGGACGUGAAGACGGGCGAAGAAGAGGAGGAAGAAAUGUUCUGCAACAGAGCCAAGCUGUACAGGUUUGACACGGAGACGAAAGAGUGGAAAGAGCGUGGAAUCGGCAAUCUAAAAAUCCUAAAACACAACACUAAAGGGAAAGUUCGCCUGUUGAUGAGAAGGGAGCAAGUCCUGAAGAUCUGCGCCAACCACUACAUCACCGCUGACAUGCUACUCAAACCCAACGCCGGCUCUGACAAGUCCUGGGUGUGGAACGCCAUCGACUACGCAGACGAAGAGCCUAAAACCGAGCAGCUGGCCAUCCGCUUCAAAACAGUGGAGGAAGCAUCUCUGUUCAAAGCCAAGUUUGAAGAGGCUCAGAAAGUGGCGCUCGCAUCCCCAGAAAAGCAGCCUGAAAAGAAGAGCAGCUCUAAAGAUUCUGAUUCCCUGGCAGCCCAGUUUGCUCUGAAAGAAGGGGAAUGGGAGUGUGACGUGUGCUGCGUCAGAAAUAAAUCCUCUGAUCUGCGCUGCAGGGCCUGCCAGGCGCCCAACCCAACCUCAAAAGCAGAAGUCCAGCCACCUAAAGCCAGCGCUUUUACUUUCAAAUUUGGUACAGAUUCAUCAAAACAGAGCAGCUCCGGCUCCACAUUCACCGGAUUUGGUGGUUUUGGGUCUUCUGCUCCUUCUUCUUUUACGUUUGGCAUCGGCUCCUCAAAGGUCGCUGACACAGCCCCUAAGGCUUUUAGUUUUGGCUCUUUGGAUGAUAAAAAGUCAGCUCAGUGGGAAUGUGAGAAGUGUUCCACAAAAAACGAGACUUCUGCAGACGUUUGCGUUUCUUGUAAAACUUCUAAAACCAAAAAGACUGUUCAAAGUAGCCCGGCUGCAGCAGCGCUACCGGCUGCAGCAGCGCAGCCAACUGCAACAGUGCAGCCGUCUGCGUUUACUUCUGAUCUAAGCGCUAAGUUUAGCAAAAAGCCCGGACAGUGGGACUGCGAGGUUUGUGACGUGAGGAACGAGUCGACCGCUAAAAAGUGUGUCGCCUGCAACACCUCAAAGACGAAAGAAACCGUCGCCGCUCCUGUGCCGCCAAGUAUGCCGCCUGCGCCAGAACUGACGGCCGAUUCAAGCAAAGCAGGUGGGCAGUGGGACUGCAAGAGCUGCCUGGUCAGAAACGAAGCAUCUGCCACCAAAUGUGUCUGCUGCAGCGCACCCAAUGACGCUCUCUGCUUGGAAGCCAUUUUUGGCAAAAAGCAAGGAGAAUGGGAUUGUGAUGCAUGCUUGGUGAGAAACUUAGCCACUGCUAGCAAGUGUAUAGCCUGUCAGACUGCCAACCCUAAUGCUAAAAGCGACAGCAGCUCCUCUGCCCCCCCCUUUAGCUUUGGAUCCAAAAGUCAACCUGCUGGAUCUGGAUUCCCCACGUCGUCUGGAGGUGGCAGCCCGUUUCAGUUUGGUCAGAGCAAAGAAAAAAGCUCCGCCCUUUCUCCUUUUAAGUUUGAAAGCUUCCAGGCUGCACCCACCUCCACCACCACUAGUUCCUCUGGCUUUUCUUUCUCCAAGCCCAUUCCAGCCGGAGGCUUCAAGUUCGGCCUUCAGGAACCUGCAAAGAACCCGGCCUCAUCCAGUGAUCCGGCGCCACCCGGGCCAGCCUCCAGCUGUCUCAAAAGCUUUGCAGACAAACACAAGGAGAAAGAAACUCCGCCCACGCCCCCUGACGCCAAAGCAGAACAAGACGCCAAUCCACUCGUUUCUGGAAAGGGCAAUGUGUCCAGUUUUGCUGACUUGGCUAAUUCUUCUGGGAGCGACUUCCAGUUUGGAAAGAAGGACCCCAACUUCAAAGGUUUUUCUCGAGCCGGGGAGCAGAUCUUCUCAACGCCACAGGCAACACCCACCAAGACGGACGCAGUGAGCGAACAGGAGGACGAUGGCAUGUACAAGACUGAAGAAAACGACGACAUCCAGUUUGAGCCGGUGGUCCAAAUGCCAGACAAGGUGGAUGUGAUCACCGGGGAGGAGGACGAGCAGGUUCUGUAUUCUCAGCGCGUCAAGCUGUUCCGCUUUGAUACAAGUAGCAGCCAGUGGAAAGAGCGAGGGGUGGGGGUCCUCAAAUUCCUGAAAAACAGCGUCAACGGUCGCCUGAGAGUGCUGAUGAGGAGGGAGCAAGUUCUGAAGGUGUGCGCCAACCACUGGAUCACGACCACAAUGAACCUGAAGCCCCUGGCAGGUUCGGACAAAGCCUGGAUGUGGAUGGCCAACGACUUCUCGGAUGGAGACGCCAAGCUGGAGCAGCUGGCUGUCAAAUUUAAAACCCCAGAGCUCGCAGAGGAGUUCAAGGCGAAGUUUGAGGAGUGUCAAAGACUCCUCCUGGACAUCCCCCUGCAAACUCCACACAAGCUGGUGGACACGGGCCGAACUGCGCACCUCAUUCAGAAGGCAGAGGAAAUGAAAUCUGGCUUGAAAGACCUGAAGUCGUUUCUGACGGAUGACAAAACAAAAAUUAAAGAUGAAGACACGCAGGCAGACUCGACGGCAUCCGGCGAGGCUUCCAGUCUGACCAUCAGGCCCCACGGAGAAACCACCGGCCCCACCUUGGAGUGGGAUAACUACGACCUGAGAGGAGACGCUCUGGACGACACGGCCGACUCCUCCGUCUAUGCCUCCCCCCUUGCCAGUAGCCCCUUGAGGAAAAACCUUUUCCGCUUCGGAGAAUCCACCAGCGGGUUCAGCUUCAGCUUCCAGCCUGGCAUCAGCCCCUCGAAAUCUCCCGCUAAGCUCAACCAGAGCCGCGCCUCAGUGGGCACUGACGACGAGCAGGAAGUAACGCAGGACGAAGAGCGGGACGGGCAGUACUUUGAGCCCGUGGUACCUUUACCCGACCUGGUGGAAGUUUCUACCGGAGAGGAAAACGAGCAGGCGGUCUUCAGCCACAGAGCAAAGCUGUACCGCUUCGACAAGGAUUUGGGUCAGUGGAAGGAGAGGGGCAUCGGAGACCUGAAGAUCCUGCAGAAUUUUGACACCAAGCGGGUGAGGCUGAUCAUGAGGAGAGAUCAGGUGCUGAAGCUCUGUGCCAACCACUGGAUCUCAGAAGCCAUGAAGCUGGAGCCCAUGAAGGGAGCGGAGAAGGCCUGGGUGUGGAGUGCCAUGGACUUCUCUGAGGAUGGGGAGGGCAAAAUCGAACAGCUGGCUGUGAGGUUCAAGCUCCAAGAAACUGCAAAUACCUUCAAACAAGCCUUCGAAGACUCCAAAGUCGCCCAAGCAAAAGCAGAACUGAUGACUCCAGUGGUGUCGCGGCUCGCAGCGCCAAAAGACGCCACGCCACCAGGGUUUCCAAGCUCCCCCGUCUGCGGCAGUGCAGCUAUCGCUGUCCUGGAAGAGACCACAAAGGAGCGGACGGAGCCUCCCCCUGAUGCCAAACCCUUUGCUGCUGCCCCUCAGAGCCCAGUCAACCCCUCAAAGACUGUGGUGUCUCCCCCAAAGUUCGUCUUUGGCACGGAUUCCCUUCAGAAGAUCUUCGGCACGCUCAAAUCUCAGCCAGAAGCUUCAACUCCUGCAGGGAAAGCCAAAGAUCCUGGAAGUUCUGUGAAGAGUCCACUUCCUGCUCCUGCCUUCCAGAUGCACACAGGUUCUGCUGAGGCGGCGGCGGACGGCUCACGGUUGGAGGACGACUCCGAGGUGGAGGUUUUGUUUGUUAAAGAGCCCACUGCUGAGCAGGCAGCUUUAGCCAGGAAACUCCUGCUGCCCCUCACCUUCUUCUGCUACAAGAACGAGCCAGGCUACACUAGUGACACUGAGACCGAUGAUGAAGACUUUGAGUCAGCUGUCAAAGCUUUAAACGGAAAGCUCUACCCCGAUUCUCCUCAGGCUGCAGCUUCCGAUAGUGAGUCCUUUUGUCAGUUCGUGUGGGAGAAACGACCGACACCAGAAGAGGAGGAGAAAGCAAAGAGCCUGCAGCUUCCACCCACGUUCUUCUGCGGCCUCAGCACCUCUGACAGCGACACCGACCACGACAAGCCGGAAGACUUUGAAACAGAGGUCCGCAAAGCACAGCACGAGCUGGCCAGUGAGUCAAAGAAAGCUGAGAAAAGAUGGAGCCGUCCAGCUGCAGCUCCUCAGGGUCCGAGCUCGGUCCCGGCAUCCAGCUGUCCAGAAGCAGCUGCCGCCACAACCGCAGCAGAGGAGCCGACCGCAGACCAGCCAACAGGAAGUCGAAGCAGCAGCUCUCCAAUCGACCUGUCCACCAAGAAGAGCUCAGAACCAGAGCCUGGUUCUGUAGCGGACACUUCUACCACUGCAUCAGCUGCUCAAGACUCUACCUUUGGUUUUAACUCACUCACUGGAUUCUCUUUUGCUGACUUGGCAAAGACAACAGAAGGCUUCGCAUUUGGAAGCAAAGACUCUGAUUUCUCCUGGGCCAAUGCUGGAGCAAUGGUGUUUAAGCCUGCGGCGCCCUGCGAGCCGAAAACCAAGACCGAUGAUGGAAGCGAUGAAGAGGAGGCUCCUACCAAUGUGGACAUUCACUUUGAGCCUAUAGUGUCUCUGCCUGAGGUGGAGACAAAGUCUGGAGAGGAAGAUGAGGAGAUCUUGUUUAAGGAGCGGGCUAAGCUUUACCGGUGGGACCGGGACUCUAGCAUGUGGAAGGAGCGAGGCAUCGGCGACCUCAAAAUCCUCUUUCACCCCAACAAACGCUUCUAUCGAAUCCUGAUGAGAAGAGAGCAGGUCCUGAGGGUUUGUGCCAACCAUACCAUCAUCCAGGGAAUGGAGCUGAAGCCUCUGAAUACUUCUACUAACGCCUUGGUCUGGACCGCCACAGACUACGCAGAUGGUGAAGGUGUCGUGGAGCAGCUGGCAGCCAAAUUCAAAACCCCAGAGAUCGCAGAGACCUUUAAAAAGACCUUCUGCGAGUGCCAGAGCCGCAUGAGUCAAGAUGACGGUGACGCUUCAUGCGCCUCGUCACCACAGAUGUCCAGAGUCCAGGAGCACUCUAGGGAGACCAACCCACAAGUGUUCCUCAAAGUAGCUGUUGACGGCAAGCCGCUGGGCUCCAUCACCAUAGAGCUUUUCUCCCACAUUGUUCCCAAGACUGCUGAGAACUUCAGAGCCCUCUGCACCGGCGAGAAAGGCUUCGGCUUUCAGAACUCCAUCUUUCACAGGAUCAUACCAGACUUCAUGUGUCAGGGGGGUGACAUCACAAACAACAACGGCACUGGAGGAAAGUCCAUCUAUGGGAGCUCGUUUGAGGACGAGAACUUUGACGUUCGCCACACGGGUCCAGGGAUCCUGUCGAUGGCGAAUCGAGGACGCGACACCAACAACUCCCAGUUCUUUAUAACCCUGAAAAAAGCAGAACACCUGGACUUCAAACACGUGGCGUUCGGCUGGGUUCGAGACGGCAUGGAUGUGGUGCAGCAGAUGGGAGAGAUGGGUACAAAAGCUGGGAUUCCCUCUAAGAAGCUAGUUAUCACAGAAUGUGGACAAUUGUAGCCUUUUGAAAGUCCAAGAACAACAUGGAGCACCCUUCAGUCUGUUGAAGAGCACAAUCUUUCUCCCAAAGCACAAUCUUCACGUUUUUAUUCAGAAGAAUAACUAUAUUGCAUUGUAGCUUCAAAUGGGAAAGAGUGAGGAGGAGGCUUUUAGGGGAAUGUUGCUUUGUUUUGACUUGUCAUUUAAUUAUUUGUCAAAAGUUUAUUUUGUGUGUAAAAUUGUACAUGAACUUCUUUUUAAAUGUGUUUUGUGCUUCAGUUUUACUGUACUGGGUUUCUUCACAGCAAGAAGAAUGUUUUUUUUUUUUUUGUUGUUUUUUUUCCAGAAAGCAGGUUUCUCACCACUUACACAUUUCAGAUGCAGUCUCUGGUUACAUUUUAUAGUAGGACACCAAGGUUUGAGUUUCUUUAAGCAAAUGGUUGACAUUCAUAUUUGCCCUCUCGAGGAUAACCACGUUUCUGCUUUAAAGACUACAGACGUUUCAUUGUGUGUACAGAGUGAGGUUACAAAGUUGAGAUGAUGCUUGUACCAAAAUUCAAAAUUAAUAAAGUUGCUUUACAAAAAAGCUAAAUAA
This is a messenger RNA of Oryzias melastigma (Indian medaka), 9961 nucleotides long. RefSeq names its product RAN binding protein 2 (gene ranbp2). Gene Ontology annotation, cellular component: nuclear pore; cytoplasm. The record is from RefSeq and is a predicted model, not a curated record. Gene Ontology annotation, molecular function: peptidyl-prolyl cis-trans isomerase activity; protein binding; GTPase activator activity. Bases 394 to 9387 code for a protein of 2997 amino acids. The transcript has 29 exons. NCBI's taxonomy places the organism in Eukaryota, Metazoa, Chordata, Actinopteri, Beloniformes, Adrianichthyidae. Gene Ontology annotation, biological process: protein folding; NLS-bearing protein import into nucleus; protein peptidyl-prolyl isomerization.